AUGAUUGAUUGGAUAUCCAUAUCUGCGUACUGUGCCAUGUUCGUGCUAUGUUUGUGUCCAGCGUUUUUGUGUGUCAACUUCUUUGUGCUGCCUUGUGUUGUUGCUCUGUUUCGCUUUCUUGUGUCCCUUCCUUCCAUGAUUGAUAGGAUAGCCAUACCAACCCCAAUGCCAACAACAGCCCAUGUUAACGACCAUGUGGUGGUGGCGAUACCACCAACCCUAAUGCCAACAAGCACCCCUGUCAACAACCAUCUUCUAGAGGCGAUACAACAGCGAAUCCUUAACCAAAAAGCAGGCACCCAACUUAAUGGUGAAAUUGUGCAGGAGCAAAUAUAUGAUAGUAGUACUUGCAAGAACGAUGACUGUGUAAUAUGUCUUGAGGCUUUCACUAAGGACCAGAAAAUCGGUGUUCUGGUGUCCUGCCAACAUUCAUUCCACGGCCAUUGCAUCAAGGAGUGGUUGUUGGUUAAUCCAAUUUGCCCUAUAUGUCGACAUUCCAUGAUCAGAUCUUGA
Lactuca virosa is the source of this 513-nucleotide messenger RNA. The record is from the annotation of a GenBank genome assembly. Lineage: Eukaryota; Viridiplantae; Streptophyta; Magnoliopsida; Asterales; Asteraceae.